Molecule: messenger RNA, 675 nt
Organism: Lotus japonicus
Lineage: Eukaryota; Viridiplantae; Streptophyta; Magnoliopsida; Fabales; Fabaceae
Product: protein HAIKU1-like
Exons: 1
Coding region: 1-675 (224 amino acids)
Source: RefSeq, a predicted model, not a curated record
AUGGAGAGCUCAAAAAGUAAGAAUGAUGACAACUUGGGUGUGAAUAGAACCGGUAAGAAAAUUAGAAAAAGUCAUUUACAUGAAAACAACGCUCAUGCUUCCCUUCGUUACAGGCGACGCCAUCAUGGUGAUUACAUAUACACUAUAAGCAAGGAAGAGCUCAAGGACUUUGCUCAAUUUCACACUGGAUUACAUUCUCAUGAUCAUUCAACAAGGCCAAUUUACAAUCACCCGGAAAGGCAAAACAUGCGGUUAAACACAAUCAGACCACCACCAUUAUUGCAUGUUAAAAGGCCACCAAUGCUGGAAGCCCCCUCCCUGGCUCCUUACAAUAAUGAUGUUACAUUGCAAAGAUCUCCUCCAUCUAUACACACAUCAUCAAGUCUUGUGCCUAAUAUUCCUUCCACAGAAACAAAUGACCCUCCAAUUUUACCAUCUUCAACAUUUGAAUUCAUAUUGCCUUCUUCACCAACCGCUUACAUGAAUCUAGAAUCCCCUAAGUUCUAUUAUCCACCACUACCACCGAAAAUGCAAUUUCCAUCUUCUUUAACAGAUUUCCCUUUAUCUCCCGAUUCAGAAGCAUGUAUUCCAGAGCCACUGCUUUUUCCAGAAGAAUGUCCACCAUCACCAUCUGAAAUUCCUGACAUAACAAGUCCUAGAAGGGGAGAUCAAUAA